This is a messenger RNA of Amyelois transitella, 2287 nucleotides long. RefSeq lists its product as uncharacterized. The transcript has 14 exons. The record is from RefSeq and is a predicted model, not a curated record. The coding region runs from base 1 to 1950 and encodes 649 amino acids. NCBI's taxonomy places the organism in Eukaryota, Metazoa, Arthropoda, Insecta, Lepidoptera, Pyralidae.
AUGGAUCACAAAAUGCUGUCUUUUUUAGUGCUAUCGUGCUGUAUUCAGUGCAUCUUAGCUAUAGACACAGAGGUAGUGGUCCUAAGAGCGGUGCGCGGGCGCGACGCCCGGCUGCCGUGUGGUCAGGGCAAGGUGUUCCUGGACGGUCCCGACUCCUACGUGUUGUGGUUGAAGAACGACAGGGACUUCCUCUACAGGUUCCCUAAUGACGACACCGAGAGACGUUCAAUAAACCAACUGCCCUCAUCGUCGUGCGCCGGCGCAUCGUGCCCGGAAGACACCUCCCUCCUGCUGAAGAGGGUGGGUGACCUGGACGGCGGCGUGUACCGCUGCCGAGUUCACUACCAGGCGUCACCAUCAGUCGACUAUGUCAUUGACGUCAGAUUAGUGGAUUCCCCCGGGAUUCCCAGGAUCUACGACGAGGCGGGGGACGAGAUAAAGAAAGCAUACGUGGGUCCUCUCAGCCUCGGAUCUGACUUCGCGCUGAUCUGCGAAGUUGAUGAUGAUCAGCCAGACACCCUGGUAUACUGGCGUCGCAACAACGAGGUGAUAGAGCGUGCGCAUACGGCCCGUCCCGGCGUGCUGCGUGCCGAAGUGCGCGUGCGCAACGUAACGCGGGCCGAGCUCGACGCGCACUACGAGUGUCUCGCGCAGAACGCUGACGUCACGGAGCCGUUGAGCGCCAGCGUCGUGGUUAAGAUGUACUUGCCACCACUCAGCGUUGAGAUCCGGCUGAACAACAAUUUCGACUUCGAGGCGGGUCAGCCCAGGGUGGUGGACUGUGUGGUGGUCGGCUGUGUGCCCCCUCCCACCAUCACCUGGCACCUUGGAGACAACCUGCUGAAGCCCAGCGUUCAUAAGGAGCUCCACGACGGCAACUACACAGUAUCCUCGCUGACCCUGGCGCCAUCUCUCCGCGACUCCAAGCACGCGCUGGUCUGCCGAGCCCACAACCCUCACCUGGAGAACGCGGUCUUUGAGGAUAAGGUCACGCUAAAUGUAGGAUAUCGGCCAAUUUGCCUCACGACGCGAGAGGAGACCGUGGGAGCCAUCGAGAGAGAAGCGGAGACACUCACGUGCGUGGUGGACGCGUCUCCAGAACCGCUGCAGUUCAGCUGGACCUUCGCCGACUCCAGGACUCUGUACACCAGCGUCAAGAAAGUGCAGGGCCACCACCACCGCUACUCUUCGACUCUGACAUGGCUGCCGCGCGACGGGGACGUGGGCAUGCUUCUCUGCCGGGCCACCAACUCGUUUGGGGAGCAGAAGAGGCCUUGCAGCUACAACAUAGCCCCGGGUGGGCCCCCGCAGCCGCCGGACUGCGCCGUGCUGAGAGCCUACCCUGACACACUGAGGGUGCAGUGUAAGAAAGGUUGGGACGGAGGCCGCCGUCAGACCAUCCACCUGGAACUCCUGUCCUCCGACGGGACGGUGUCCCUCAACGUGUCUGACACCGCCGGACACUUCCAACUGCCGGACAAUGAUGAGGAGACCAACAUCACCGCGGUAGUCUACGCCAGCAACGCCAGGGGACGGAGUGAGGUCAAGACGAUACAUCUUCACACGCUGAAGCCUUUGGUCGCAUCAGUAACCGAAGACACCCAACCUCGUCCCUGGACGAAAUGGGUGGAGGCGGCUGCCGGGGCGGUCGUGGUCAUCGCAGGACUUGCAGCCACCGUCCUCUGCGUGAGAGCAGUGAGGGCUCGGAGGGGGGGUGCUGACCACAAUCCUGACCUGGUGCCGAGGUCUGAUGGGUCCUUCCACCGGGAGCCCGACUUCGCCCGGGAGGAGCGCGUGGUGGGCACCACCAAUAUCACGGUCAACCAACUCGCCUCCUGUCAGAAUCAAUACUCGCCGUCUCCGGUCCCGUCGUGUCGCGUCUUAGUCGGCUGCGCACACGCACCCGCGCCCGACUCCUGCCCAGCGACACAACAUUCGUAUUACGUUUAAAAAAAACCACAACAUCACUACAUAGUAUAAAACAAAGUCGCUAUUUUAGUCUGUUUGUCUGUAUGCUUAAAUCUUUAAAAUUACGCAACGGAUUUUGAUGCGGUUUUUUGUAACAGAUAGAGUGAUUCAAGAGGAAGGUUUUUAUGUAUAAUAACAUUUAUAAUUUUGCACCCGUGUAAAGCCGGGGUGGGUCGCUAGUUAUUACUAUAAUAAAUAAAUAUACACAAUAGUCUCAAAAAGUGCCGUGUGGUUCCCGGCACCAAUAGAAAAAGAAUAGGACCACUCCAUCUCUUUACCAUGGAUGUCGUAAAAAUCGACUAAGGGAUAGGCUUAUAAA